Musca domestica (house fly) is the source of this 3138-nucleotide messenger RNA. Its product is annotated as peroxidase. The record is from RefSeq and is a predicted model, not a curated record. The transcript has 10 exons. The coding region runs from base 741 to 2816 and encodes 691 amino acids. Gene Ontology annotation, biological process: response to oxidative stress. NCBI's taxonomy places the organism in Eukaryota, Metazoa, Arthropoda, Insecta, Diptera, Muscidae. Gene Ontology annotation, molecular function: heme binding; peroxidase activity.
UUUAAGCGCACACGUUAGUCUGCCGUUACAAGCAUUUGAAGUCAGAGCCAAACCAAAAGCGAAACAAAUCGAAUAACCGCCCAACGGAAAACUGAAAGAAAAUCCAAAAGGCAGAGCUUUUUGCAUUGGGGUUGAAUUUCAAAUAAAACGUUGUAACGUUUGCGAUUUUGAAUAAAUAAAUUAAGUUGAAUUGAAUUGAGUUUAUUAAAAAAUUCGGCGAAAAAUCUAAAAUAAUCGACACUUGUAAAGUGAAAAAAUAAUUAAUUCAUAAAAAACGUAUUUUUCGAUAAGAUUGCAUGCAACAAUUGUAAACAAAAAAUUGCGUUACAACAAUUUUGUGUAAAAAAUAACCACAAACAAGAAUAGUUAAUGAAAUAAAAUCGUAAAAGAAAACGAACGCAAAAUAAAAUCCAAAAUACUUUCCUUCUUACCUACAUUACAACGACAGAGGCCUUGACAAGGAAGUGCUGAAAUUAAAAAAAAUACAUUUCUCGUUACAAAAAGAAAGAAAGAAAGAAAGAAAAAACAUAGUAAUGUUGUAAAAAAAUUAAAACAAAGUUAUUAAUAUUUAUAACAAACAAAUAAUUUGAGCAAAUAAACUCCAAAGGAGAACUCAAAAAACAACGAAUCAACUGAAGCUAAAGCAAUCCAUUAAUUCCGGCUAGACUGUUGAAAAUAAGGUGCUGUCGCAGAUAUCCAGUGUACAAUUGUUUAUACAUUUUUUUUUUACAAAGUGAAAGAUGAUCUGGAGAAUAGAAUUAGGCGUCCUUUUGACAUUCAUUUGUCAGGCGUUGAGCAUAAAAGUUUCCACAACUGGCUAUCACAUAUUACACAAUGAACAUGGUGUUGAUGCCUUUCCCCAACACAGAUACGUUCCUUCGGCACCAGGAUUUCCAGCAUCAGCAUUUGCGCUGCCAUUAGUAAGUAAUGCUGUGCCAACAGGUUUUGCUCCCACAUCACCAGCCCCAGCCAAUCCCUUUGUAACAUUGUCAACACAUGGUCCAUAUGGACCACAAUUCCCUCAGCCGGGCCGGGCCCAAUGUGCCGUACCACCGCCAGUGUGUGAAAAGUCUACAUAUCGUACUUUGGAUGGUUCAUGUAAUCACUUGGAACGUCCUCAACUGGGUAUGGCCAAUACACGUUAUGGCCGCCUCUUGUCGCCACGAUAUGCCGAUGGAGUCAGCGCUCCCACAGCCUCGGUAACGGGACAAGAUUUGCCCAGUGCUCGUUUGGUGUCAUUGGUAAUCUUUGGUGAAAUGGAUGUACCCGAUCCAGAAUAUACCCUCAUCAACAUGCAAUGGGGUCAGAUUAUGACACACGAUAUGUCUAUGCAGGCUGGUGGUACACAGUCCAAAAAACAUCCCACUCGUUGUUGUACCGACGAUGGCCGUUUGGUCGGUUUAGAUACCGCCCACAAAACUUGUUUCGCCAUUAUUGUACCAGAUCAUGAUCCAGUCUACUCUCAAGUUGGCACAGAGUGUUUGAAUUUCGUACGUACCUUAACCGAUCUGGAUGCUCGUUGUCCCGACUAUCGUGGCGGACCAGCUGAACAACUUACCACCGUCACGUCAUACAUGGACUUAUCAUUGGUCUAUGGCAAUUCCAUACAACAAAAUAGUCAAAUUCGUGCCUUCCAAGGUGGUCGCAUGAUUGUCGAGAGACGUAAUGGUGCCGAUUGGUUGCCAGCAUCGCGUAACGUUACCGGAGAUUGUGAUGCUAUCGAACCGACAGAAGUUUGUUACACCGCCGGUGAUAUUCGUGUCAAUCAAAAUCCUGGUCUUACCAUUUUACACACCAUUCUGUUGAGGGAACACAAUCGCAUUGCUGGAGAACUGGCUAAGUUGAAUCCUCAUUUUGAUGAUCGCACACUGUUCCAGGAGGCUCGUAAAAUCAAUAUUGCCCAAUAUCAAUAUAUCAGUUACUACGAAUGGUUGCCAAUAUUUUUGGGUGCCGAAAAUAUGCUUAAGAAUCGUUUGAUCUACAAGGUGCCCGAAAAGGCUCCAGUUAAUGAUUUUGAUCCCAGCAUUGAUCCAUCGGUGAUUAAUUCACAUGCCACAGCUGCUUUCAGAUAUUUCCAUUCACAAAUCGAAGGAAGAUUGGACUUGUUAUCAGAAUUGAGAUCAGUUUUGGGCUCAUUGCGACUAAGUGACUGGUUCAAUCGUCCCGGCAUCAUAGAAGUUGGCGACAACUUUGAUUCACUAACACGUGGACACUCAACACAGCCAGAAGAAUUAACCGACAUAAACUUCGACAGAGAGAUUAAACACUUCUUGUUCAGACGUAAUAUGCCAUUUGGUAGUGAUUUGAGAGCCAUUGAUAUCCAACGUAAUCGUGACCACGGUUUGGCCUCCUACAAUGACUUCAGACAAUUCUGUGGCCUGAGAAGAGCUCAGAGUUGGGAGGAUUAUACUGACCUCAUUGAUCGUGCGAUCGUUGAAAAGCUGAAAACACUGUAUCCCAGCCACGAAGAUGUUGAAAUAACCGUAGGUGGUUCAUUGGAGUCUCAUGUGGCCGGUGCAUUGGCUGGCCCAACAUUCUUAUGCAUUCUGACUGAACAAUUCUAUCGUACACGUGUUGGUGAUCGUUUCUUCUUUGAGAAUGGCGAAAAAUAUGUUGGAUUUACUCCAGAUCAAUUAGCCGAAAUUCGCAAGGCUAGUAUGGCUCGUCUAGUAUGUGACAAUGGCAAUAACAUUCAAUCGAUGCAACAGAAGGCUUUCCUAUUGGUUUCACCAAGCAAUCCUGUUGUGCCAUGCUCAAAUAUACCCCAAGUUGAUUUGACCAAAUGGAUUGACAAGAAACCACACUAUGGCAAAUAAUAAUAAUUAAAAACAAACUUUACUGACAAAUUUGUAUUUAUUUUAUAUUUUUCUUACUUAUAAAGGGUGAUUUUGCCUUCUAUCUGAAAAAAAUUAUUAAAACUAUAUAUUUUUUAUACACAAAUUCUUUAUCUAAAUAAUGUUUCGAAGUAUUUGGAAAAAAAAAAAACCAAAAUCAUACCGAUACUGUAUUUCUUGUUCCAUUCUACAUAGCUGCAAUUGUAAAUAUUAAUUUAAAUACACUUUAUAUUAAUUGUACAAAAUAUCAAUAGAUUUCUUCGUUAAAUGAAUUAAAUAAAUAUACUUUUUUAUAAUCAUAAAA